UUGUUAGAUUCUAACCAAACCCAACCAAGACAGAAGGUUAUCAAUUUGAUUGGUUUUGCUCUUACAUUUCGUGAAUCGUUCUCCCAAAAACAAUUCCAUACCCUUUACCAUCACAAAUUACUUCGUAUAAGACGACAAUUCUUCCCUUCUCCUACUACUCACUAACAACUUCUACUCCCAAAUCUUAUGAAUUAAAAAGAAAAACCCUUAAUUUUCCCCAAUUUUCCCCAAUUUUGUUGAACCCAAUUUCCAAAAUCAAGAAUGUCACAAGGGUAUUCAAUCGAACUUUACUUCGAUCCAGCCCUAGAAAACCAAAUUCUCAAAGCUUGGAAUGUUCUUGCUCGUCGCCAAAUCAGUACCCAGCUCAUUGAAAUCGAAUCUCGACCCCACAUCACCCUAUUUUCAUCGCCAUUUUUAGAUCCAUCAAAGCUUGAACCCUUAAUCAAAUCUUUCGCUGCUAAACAAGAGCCUUUACACCUGAAUUUCUCCUCAAUUGGGUCUCUCCCUAAUGAGGGCAAUCUCCUUUUUCUCUCUCCUACCCCUACAUUGUCCCUUCUCCAAUUCCAUUCUCAGCUUUGUGAUCUGCUGAAGAAGGAAGGGGUUGAUAUUGGGGAUAAUUAUCGAGUCGAUUCGUGGGUGCCCGUUUGCCCGGUUGCGCAGGAGGUGCCGAAGAAUCGAAUGGCGGAAGCGUUUAGUGUGUUGAGGGAUUUGAAGUUGCCGGUUAGUGGGUAUGCUAUGGAUAUUGGAUUGGUCGAGUUUUCGCCGGUGCGGGAGUUUUUCUCCUUCAUACUUGGUAACACUCUAGAUGGGUAAAAUGUUUGAUUUUACUAGUACUAUCAAUUCUAGAUUUCUAAUUGUGUUUUGUAUGAAUGUUUUAGUCUUUUAUAAAAGAUAUAUAUAUAUAUCUGGAAAUCAAUUGGAUUGGUGCUUGUAGAAUACUGGUUGUUGAUUAAUAUCAAUUGUUGGUGUUCAGUUCA
This is a messenger RNA of Chenopodium quinoa (quinoa), 977 nucleotides long. RefSeq lists its product as uncharacterized. The coding region runs from base 262 to 813 and encodes 183 amino acids. The transcript has a single exon. NCBI's taxonomy places the organism in Eukaryota, Viridiplantae, Streptophyta, Magnoliopsida, Caryophyllales, Amaranthaceae. The record is from RefSeq and is a predicted model, not a curated record.